AAAGACUGCCACAGCAUCACUUCUAGUAGAACUAUUGAUGCAGGUAUCCGGGCAGGCCAUCGCGCGGUCAAAGUCAGCUCCAACUAAAGGGAAAACCAGGAAGCAAAGCUGCUAACUUCCUUGCCUGCGCCGGCAGCCCACCGGCCUAGGUUAAGCUCAUAGCGUUAUGGCGCCAGAAGUGUCAAGUUUAGCGCCGGCGGUCGCUGUGGCGAAACCGGCAUGCACUCUUGCGACAGUGGCGUUCUUGGCCAGCAUACCCCUGAGGCUGCCCGUGUGGCUGGCCAGGUUUGCCCUGCGCGAAGCGCUCCGCGCCCUAGCGCAGUCGCAGUUCCUUACGGAUAUGUUGCGCGGCGUGUGUCGCCGACAAGGCCUGAUGAGCGCGGCCCAGUUGCAGGACGCAGGCAGCCAGACCAGCCUGGACGUGUCGCGGCUACUGGCGCUAUCGGAGGAGAACGAGGGCGCGGCGGCGGGGCUGCAGCAGGCCCUGGUCGCGAGCCAGCGGCAGCAGUCAGCACUGCAGUCAGAGCUGCGGGCGGCGCAGGAGGCCAUACAGCUCAUGGUGCCGCGCAUCCACGAGCUGCAGCAGCGCAAUGGGCGGCUGUACGAGGCACUGGGCCGCGCCCACAGCGCCCUCGAGGCGGCGGCGCGGCAGGUGGCUGCGGGAGUGCAGGUGGCCUCGGCCGCUGCUGGGGACGCAACGGCGCCGAGCACUCCCAGGGCCGACACCGCGUCACCGGCCGCGGCGCUGCGUGACGCGAUGGCGGACGUCCGGCGGACCAUGGCGGAGGAGGAGGAGGAGUGCGACGGCGGGGAGGUGGAGCUGCGGGGCGAGGGGCCGGCCUCGCCCAUGCUGCCCGGUGGCGCCAGCGGCGGCAGCACACGCCGCCGGGACGACGCGGGCUUGUCGCCCGACCAGGCCUCCAGCCCCCUGACCGCCCGCCGCCGCAGCAGCACCCCCAACAGCAGCGGCGCGUCAGCGGCAGCGGCUGCCCUGGUCACCGCCGCCCUGCAGCGAGCCAUGAGCAGCGCCGCCAGUACGCCACGGGGCGUGACGCCGCGGGGAGGUGCCGGCGCCGGUGCGGUGGCGUCAGCCGCAGGGCUAACGCCGCGGGGCGGCAUGGGCAAGGCCGCUACUGCCGUGUCUUUGCCCCCGCUGCCCCUAGCCAAGAUACGGGAAGCGGCAUGAGCACCAUCUGCAUGCAGCAUGGCGUGUCUGCUGUUCGUCAGCUGCUGCGCGCGACGGAGCUCUGCCUGGGGCACGGUCCAAGGGUUAUGCUGUCCCUGAUAAACGUAACCCGCAAAUGCCGCGCGUUGCUGCGCACGUGGUGGAGUGUGCCGUCGCGGGGCCAUCAGCCCCAGCCUUCACCGUGGCAACCCGUGCCGCUGGCAUGAUGAUGACCCAAGCACGGAUUGCGGGCUUUGCUACCCAUUGGCUACCCAUGGCCGCAUGGGACGGGAACUGGCGCUUGCAGGAGCCGGGGUGCGUGCGUGCACUGUUAGCGUGAUCAUGUCGCACGAGUCAUAUGCUGACGUGACAAUAUAGGUGCGGCAGUCAUAUGUGCAAUAUGGGCUCGAAGGCAUUUGGCGUGUAGGCGGGGCAGCAACAUUGCUGAGAAAGCCUGUCGUAGAAGGGCAGGAAACAGUGGGGCGCUGCAAGGCGUCUUAACAAUGGCACUGUCAAUGUUACAAUAAGGCCCUGGGCCAGCGUGCUUGCUGCGAGCGCAGUGACAAACAAAGGUGAUUCGAAGUGCUUGGGGUGAAGCUAAUGCUGGCAUUGUCCAGGUGGGUUGCCGACCUGGUGCUGCCGCAAUCGCACACCACUGCCGCAAGGUUGCAUCCGGCCCAGAUGGCGUACUCAUGGGCGGAUAUGCGGCGGCGCAUGUUAGCAUAUGAUCAUGUAAGCCUGCAACAGU
Chlamydomonas reinhardtii is the source of this 1913-nucleotide messenger RNA. RefSeq lists its product as uncharacterized. Lineage: Eukaryota; Viridiplantae; Chlorophyta; Chlorophyceae; Chlamydomonadales; Chlamydomonadaceae. The record is from RefSeq and is a predicted model, not a curated record. The coding region runs from base 374 to 1186 and encodes 270 amino acids. The transcript has 5 exons.